AAAACCAUAAACACGUCAAUUAACCAGAUAGAAAUGACUACAUUACCACGACUGACAGGAGCUUUACGAGCAUUUGCCAAUGUUAGUAAAGACACAGGAAUAUCACUUGCUGAUGAGCACCAAGAGUUAGUUCGUAAACGGCAGCUUGUGGCAAAGAAACGGACGGACACUGUCAGCUGGCAGCGACUGACUGAGGUUAUAAACAAGGAAGCUGACGUGUCAAAACAGGAAGUGAAAGCAGCGCUCAAAGAACUGACUCAAUACGCCAAAUCAAUAGUGGGAUCAGAGGCAGAUUUAGAGACAAUAGAGGGCUCAGCAGCCUUCCUGUUUGAACUUCUGAAGUCGGUUAAUAUUGUCGGAAAAAAAGAGAGCACGAAACUUCGGCAGAUCUUCGGACCAUUUCCAGCCUCAGCAGCCAGCAAUGCAUGUUCAUUGAUCAACAAAAUUGUGUCAUGGUUACCAGAAAACACAUUGGAUUCCCUUGGUAACCAGGACAGACAGGAAGCUGAUGGAGAAGCAAGUGUCAAGGAGUUUGGGAUGAACAUUAAAUUUGUAGGUCAAAGUCGAGAUUCUUAUUUUGAAGAUGAGGACUUUAGUUCUGACUCUGACGAAGGUGAGAGGAGAGAACUGGACCUGAAAUAUGUAGCUUCUCCCCAUAAACCAAUCGCAGCCAAAAGAGAAUCACCUGACAAGGAGAGGUAUGAUGCCUCUUGGCUACAAAGGGAAGUAACCCAGUAUUUUCCUGGUGAGGAGAAUUAUCUGGGUAUGAGUAGAGAAGACCUAUGUUCCACCAUAUUUGAUGUUCUGACAGCAUCCAACUCGGAUGAGGAACUUCAAAAUAAUCUCUUUGAGCUUCUGGGCUUUGACAGAUUUGAACUCAUCCAAAGUUUGAUUCAAAACAAAGGAAAAAUUAUUGAGGGAGCUUUAACUCGACCGGAGAGCAGUAAACAAACAAGGGCCAAAGCUGAUGGAGGAAACAGGCCCCCAGUUACCCGACCCACGUAUGGGUGUCAAGUUACUGUGCAGACAGAGGAUGAGAGACAGAUGAUGAAGAUGAUGAGGAAAGAGGAGAAGAAGGAGAGGAGGAGAGAUGAGGAAGAGGAGGAUGUAGGCUUUCUCUUUAAUCCUCAGCAUCUCAGGGCUCAAAGAGAAGCGGCAUUAAAGGCACCUGCUCCAAUGUUCAGUGGGGGGAGGGGAAACUAUACACCCAGGGAGAAGUUCCCCUUUGUGUUUGACUCCAUGGAAGAAGCCAGACAGUCCUCAGCUUUCAUUGGAGGAGUCAAGAUGGUGCUACCAGACACAUUCACCAGGAAAAGCACAAAGUUAGCAGAGGAGGUGAGGAUCCCCCACACAGAGGCCCAGGCCACGAAUGUGGGAAACCAGAGAGUCCAGAUUGCUGACUUAGAUGAUGUUGCUAAGCUAGCGUUCAAGAACACUAAAGCCUUGAAUCGUAUCCAGUCAGUUGUAUUUGAUGCUGCAUACAAGACUAACGAAAAUUUGUUGAUUUGUGCUCCCACUGGUGCUGGGAAGACAAAUAUUGCCAUGUUAACAAUCCUUCAUGAGAUGAAACAACACAUCUCACAGGGGGUCAUUAAAAAGGAUGAGUUCAAGAUAAUUUAUGUGGCCCCCAUGAAAGCAUUGGCUGCGGAGAUGGUCCGUAACUUUGGGGGUCGGUUAGAACCACUUGGAAUUGCAGUCAAAGAACUUACAGGGGACAUGCAGUUGUCAAAGUCUGAGAUCCUCAAAACACAGAUGUUGGUGACAACGCCAGAGAAGUGGGACGUGGUGACCCGUAAGAGCACAGGGGAUGUAGCACUGACCCAGCUGGUCAAGUUACUAAUUAUAGACGAGGUCCAUCUUCUCCAUGAUGAUCGAGGAUCAGUCAUAGAGAGUCUGGUAGCCAGAACAAUUAGACAGGUGGAGAGUUCACAGAGUAUGAUUCGUAUCAUUGGUUUAUCUGCCACCCUCCCUAACUACAUUGAUGUGGCCCGAUUCCUUCAUGUCAACCCUUACGUAGGACUCUAUUUCUUUGAUGGAAGGUUUAGACCAGUCCCUCUCGGACAAACAUUUGUAGGAAUUAAGGCGACCAGUAAAGUUCAGUUUCUUCAGGACAUGAAUACAGUUUGUUAUGAGAAGGUUCUGGAACAAGUUAAGCAGGGUUACCAGGUGAUGGUGUUUGUACAUGCUCGCAAUGACACGGUCAGGACAGCCAUGGUACUACGAGAAAUUGCCAAAAACAACGGAGAGAUGGGAUUCUUUUCUCCCGAGCAAUCUGCACAAUAUGGGCAGGCAGAAAAAUCUACACUGAAAUCUCGUAACAAACAGCUGAAGGAGCUGUUUCCCGAUGGUUUUGGAAUUCAUCAUGCGGGCAUGCUCAGACAGGACAGGAACUUGGUGGAGAGAUAUUUUGCUGCGGGACACAUUAAAUGUCUGGUGUGUACGGCUACUCUGGCCUGGGGUGUCAAUCUGCCUGCACAUGCUGUCAUCAUUAAGGGAACAGAGAUUUAUGAUUCUAAGAAGGGAGCCUUUAUAGAUCUUGGAAUUCUGGACGUCAUGCAGAUUUUUGGACGAGCUGGUCGUCCACAGUUUGACAAGUUUGGACACGGAACAAUUAUCACGGCACAUGAGAAGCUCUCUCAUUACCUGUCACUGAUGACCCGACAGAAUCCAAUAGAAAGUCAGUUUGUGAACAGUUUGACAGACAACCUUAAUGCUGAGAUAGCUCUUGGUACAGUGACAAACAUUGAGGAGGCAGUGAAGUGGCUAAGUUACACGUAUCUGUAUGUUAGGAUGAGGUGUAAUCCGCUGGUUUACGGUAUCAACUAUAAUGCUGUGGAGAAUGAUCCUUUGUUGGAGCAGCAUCGCCGGGACCUGAUAGUGGAUGCCGGUAGAAAGCUGGAUAAAGCCCAGAUGGUGAGGUUUGAUGAGAGGACUGGAUAUUUUGCAUCCACAGACCAGGGACGUAUUGCCAGUCACUUCUACAUUAAAUAUGAUACUGUUGAGGUGGUUAAUGAGCAUUUAAGGCAAAUUAUGACAGAGGCAGAUGUUUUUGCACUUUUGUCCAAGGCUCAAGAGUUUGACCAAAUUAAGGUCCGAGAUGAUGAGAUGGAUGAAUUGGAUGACAUACUCCACAAUGUCUGUGUGAUGCAGGUCCUCGGGGGAUCAGAAAACACAUACGGAAAAGUCAACAUCCUGUUACAGGCUUACGUGUCCAGACACAACAUGGAUGCAUUUUCUCUGGUGUCUGACCAAGCUUAUGUGGCUCAGAAUGCUGGUAGAAUAGUUCGAGCACUGUUUGAAGUCAGUUUGAAAAAAGGUUGGCCUGUAAUGGCAGGGCGACUUCUUAACCUGUGCAAGACAAUUGACAAGCGACUUUGGGGGUUUGAGAACCCUCUCCGACAGUUUCCUCUCCUCACCAGUGAAAUUCUCAACAAACUGGAGGCAAAGAAAUUGACAGUGGACAAACUUAAAGAAAUGGAACCCAAGGAAAUAGGUCACAUGGUUCACCAUCCUAAAAUGGGUGGUGUGAUAAAGAAAUGUGUGAAUCAGCUUCCUUCAUUGGAUCUGGAGGCCAGUAUUCAGCCAAUCACACGUACUGUAUUAAGAGUGAGACUCUCCAUUCAGCCUGAAUUCAGAUGGGAUGACAAGGUACAUGGCAGUACAGCUGAAUCCUUCUGGAUCUGGGUGGAGGAUCCGGAUAACAAUCACAUUUACCACUCGGAGUACUUCCUACUGCAUAAAAAACAGGUGCUAGCAGGGGAAGCUCAGCAGCUGGUGUUUACUAUCCCUAUUUUUGAACCCCUCCCUUCCCAGUACUACGUGAGAGCCAUGUCAGAUCGCUGGCUAGGAUCUCAGAGUUCAUGUGCAAUAUCAUUUCAACAUCUCAUCUUACCUGAAAGGCACCCCCCUCACACAGAAUUACUUGACCUGACUCCACUACCAAAGUCUGCCCUAGACAACCCGGCCUUGGAGGCACUUUACAAGUUUUCUCACUUCAACCCCAUCCAGACCCAGAUCUUCCACGUCCUGUAUCACACAGACACUAAUGUCCUACUGGGGGCCCCUACAGGAUCAGGUAAAACCGUGGCAGCAGAGAUGGCUAUAUUUAGAGUAUUCAGAGAGUAUCCCAAAGCUAAGGCUGUGUAUAUAGCUCCUCUGAAAGCCUUAGUCAGGGAGAGAAUGGAAGACUGGAAGGUCAGGAUAGAGCAAAAACUGGGUAAAAAAGUAGUGGAGUUGACAGGGGACGUAACUCCUGACAUGAGAGCGGUGGCCAAUGCAGACCUGAUAGUGACUACUCCAGAGAAGUGGGACGGGGUCAGUAGAAGCUGGCAGACCAGGAGUUAUGUCAAGGCUGUGUCUCUCCUCGUCAUUGAUGAGAUCCAUUUACUGGGUGAUGACAGAGGACCAGUCUUGGAGGUCAUUGUUUCCCGUACAAACUUUAUCUCCUCACACACAGAGAAGCCUGUCAGGGUUGUAGGUUUAUCUACAGCGCUGGCAAAUGCCCGAGAUCUGGCAGACUGGCUGGGAAUAAAACAGAUGGGUUUGUACAAUUUCCGUCCCUCUGUGCGACCUGUACCCCUGGAGGUUCACAUCCAUGGAUUUCCCGGCCAGCAUUACUGUCCACGCAUGGCCACCAUGAAUAAACCAACCUUUCAAUCCAUAAAAACCCACUCCCCUGAGAAGCCAGUCCUUGUGUUUGUGUCGUCAAGGAGACAGACACGGCUGACCGCCCUUGACCUGAUUGCCUUUCUUGCUGCAGAGGACAACCCCAAACAAUGGCUACAUAUGGGGGAAAUGGAGAUGGAAAAUAUCAUAUCAGGUAUCAAAGACACAAACCUGAAGCUAACACUGGCAUUUGGAAUUGGUCUACAUCAUGCUGGCUUGAUAGAACGAGACAGAAAAGUCUGUGAAGAGCUCUUUGUCAAUCAGAAAAUACAGGUUUUGAUAGCCACCAGUACCUUAGCUUGGGGUGUUAACUUCCCAGCUCACCUAGUGGUUGUCAAAGGAACAGAAUACUUUGAUGGAAAGACUCGUCGCUAUGUGGAUUUUCCAAUUACAGAUGUGCUCCAGAUGAUGGGUCGAGCAGGUCGGCCUCAGUUUGAUGACCAAGGAGUAGCCAUGAUUCUGGUACAUGACAUCAAGAAACAUUUCUACAAGCGAUUCCUCUACGAACCAUUUCCUGUGGAGUCAAAUCUGUUGGAGGUACUCCCUGAUCACAUGAAUGCUGAGAUUAUAGCGGGAACAGUAACAUCUAAACAAGACGCUAUGGACUACAUCACAUGGACGUACUUCUUCAGACGUCUAGUGCAGAAUCCUACAUAUUACAACUUGGAUGGUACAGAUUUUGACUCCAUCAACAAGUUCCUGUCCUCUCUUGUGGAGAAGGCUCUAUAUGAGCUGGAGUGUUCCUAUUGUAUCGAGAUAGAUGAUGAUCAGAGGGGUGUGCGACCUUUGACUCUUGGGAGGAUAGCAUCCUAUUAUUACCUGAACCACAAGACCAUGAGGAUGUUUAGGGAUGAACUCAAGGCAGAGUGUACCAUGUCAGACCUCAUACAGAUACUCUCUGAUGCAGAGGAGUAUGCCCAGUUACCUGUCAGACACAAUGAGGACCAGAUUAACAGUGAGCUUGCCCAGAAGGUACCUCUGGAAGUGAACCCCCACACUUAUGACUCCUCCCACACCAAAACCCACAUACUGUUACAGUGCCAUUUUGGUCAGCUGCCCCUACCCUCCACAGACUACAAUACAGAUACCAAGUCUGUACUGGACCAGGCUAUCCGAAUUCUCCAGGCCAUGCUGGAUGUCAGUGCAGAUGAGGGCUGGCUAGUGACCUCCCUUAGAAUUACACAGCUCAUUCAGAUGGUUGUUCAGGGUCGAUGGUACCAUGACAGUGCCCUCCUGACCUUACCUCAUAUGACUCCAUAUCAUCUCAGUUGCCUAAGACCCAGAGGGGGAGGAGCCAAGAAAAAAGGAUUCCCCGAUAUUCAAGGCCCUAUUCAAACCCUCCCAGAAUUCCUUGCCGUGUGUGAUGGGAAGUUUGAUGCUGUAAUGGCCUUGCUUGGGGAUGAUAUGCAGAGGAAUCAGGUCGACCAGCUCUACCAGGUCAUUGGGACCCUCCCUCAGAUACAGGUCAACAUAGAGGUCAAAGGUUGGUGGGAAGGAGGUGUAGGUCAACAGGAAGCCAGGAAGGUCAACAAAUCAAAGACAGGUGGUCGAAGACCAGACAGUGAUUGGAUUCAGGUGCAUGCUGACCAGGAGUAUGUCAUAGAGGUCAGCUUACAAAGAAUCAACAAACUCAAGAAGAGAGAGAGUAAGGCUCAUGCCCCUCGAUUUCCAAAGCUAAAGGAUGAGGGCUGGUUUCUUAUUGUGGGAGACAUUGAGAAUCAUGAAGUGAUGGCUCUGAAGAGAGUUAGUUACAUCAGGGGCUCAUCCAAACAGUCAUUGGCCAUCUAUACCCCAGAGAACACAGGGCGUGUGAUCUACACCCUGUACUUAAUGAGCGAUUCCUAUUUAGGACUGGAUCAGCAGUAUGAUAUUUGUCUGGAUGUUAUUCCAGCCAGUAUAGAGACACAAGUCAACACAGAAAUAGCAAAUGAACUGGAUGAUCUGGAUUUUGAGGAAUCCUGAUGACUUGGAUGUCUGGAUUUAUACUAUGUGUUCUGUGAUAUACUGGAUAGGGUGUCUAUAAAUCAAACUAUAUGAGGGUGUGACAGUCACUGUUGAUUGAUUCUCAAUCAAAAUAAAGGAUCUGUGAAUUUCUUCAUAAAAAUCAUGCUGAAAUUGUUGUUAUUACUGUUUAGACAUUAAAAUCAUGAAGCUGUCUAA
This is a messenger RNA of Saccostrea echinata, 6825 nucleotides long. Its product is annotated as activating signal cointegrator 1 complex subunit 3-like. The coding region runs from base 34 to 6627 and encodes 2197 amino acids. NCBI's taxonomy places the organism in Eukaryota, Metazoa, Mollusca, Bivalvia, Ostreida, Ostreidae. The record is from RefSeq and is a predicted model, not a curated record. The transcript is spliced from 42 exons. Gene Ontology annotation, molecular function: nucleic acid binding; ATP hydrolysis activity; ATP binding.